This is a messenger RNA of Armigeres subalbatus, 171 nucleotides long. RefSeq names its product sporozoite surface protein 2-like. The annotation marks the transcript as partial. The transcript has 2 exons. NCBI's taxonomy places the organism in Eukaryota, Metazoa, Arthropoda, Insecta, Diptera, Culicidae. The record is from RefSeq and is a predicted model, not a curated record.
AAACCAAUCCAACCAAUCCAACCAAUCCAACCAAUCCAACCAAUCAACCAAUCCAAAUCCAAACCAAACCAACCAAACCAACCAAACCAAUCCAAACCAACCAAACCAACCAAACCAACCAAACCAACUCAAACCAAUCCAAACCAACCAAACCAACCAAACCAACCAAAC